ACUUCGAUCAGUUUACUCAAGCCUACAAGAGUGCUUCCAAUUAAGGAAAAAAGCAAAUCUGUGAAAAGAACUAUUGCACAAUUUUCAUGCUAAAUAAAGUUAUAUAGCUAAAACUCGACAAAAGAUCAUCGCUAAGAUAACGAGUAAAUACCAAGGGCUGGAAGGCAACACAGCAAAAGGGCUACUGAAACAAUGGAAGUGCUUCUGUACGGAUCUAUUGGCAUUAGUGCCAUUUUCCUGACUUUCGUAAUUGUCAUUACACUGCAUUUACUCACAGUUUACAUGCGCACAUGGAAAAAGAUGAGGCCAGUUCCUGGCAUCGGUCCUUGUUAUCCUUUUGUCGGCAAUGCUUUACAGUUUAAGGCCAGUGGACAAGAGUUCUUCGACCAGGUGAUUCAGUAUACAGCAGAAUUUAGGAAGGAGCCUUUAUUGAAGAUUUGGGCUGGUCCACUCCCUUUUGUGGUGUUAUUUCAUGCAGACACUGUGGAGGCAGUCCUGAAUAGUUCCAGACAUAUGGAUAAAUCAUUUCUGUAUCGGUUCCUGCAACCCUGGUUGGGGACUGGUCUGCUGACAAGCACUGGGGAAAAAUGGCGAACAAGAAGAAAAAUGAUAACACCAACAUUUCACUUUAAAAUAUUGAUGGAUUUUCUGGAGGUGAUGAAUGAACAAGCAAAAAUAUUGGUGGAGAAGCUGGAGAAGAAGGCAGACAAAGAGGCCUUUAACUGCUUUAGCGACAUCACCUUGUGUGCACUGGACAUUAUUUGUGAGACUGCCAUGGGAAGAAAGAUUCAUGCACAAAGCAAUGAAGAUUCCGAGUAUGUGAAAGCAGUGUACAGAAUGGGAGAGCUCAUUCAUCGCAGACAGAAGGUUCCCUGGAUGUGGCCUGACUUUAUCUAUUUCUCCACCGCUGAAGGAAAACAGCAUAAAAAUAAUCUCAAAAUCCUACAUUCUUUUACAGACAGUGUGAUAAAGGAGAGGACCAGAAUGAUGGCACGCUCCACAGAACUUUCCCUGGUCCCUGAAGAUGAAAAUGGCUCAGAGAAGUCUAGUAAGAGAAAAGCAUUCCUUGAUAUGCUUCUCACUGCAAAAUAUGAUGAUGGAAACUUGCUUAAACAUGAGGAAAUUAGGGAAGAAGUAGACACUUUCAUGUUUGAGGGACAUGAUACAACUGCUGCAGCCAUAAACUGGUCACUGCAUCUUUUAGCAUCCCAUCCUGAGAUUCAGCAGAAAGUUCACAGUGAAUUAGAUGAGGUUUUUGGUGAAUUGGACCGACCACCUACAAUGGAAGAUCUGAAAAAUUUACAGUUUCUUGACUGUGUUAUCAAGGAAUCUUUGCGACUGUUUCCUUCUGUGCCUAUGUUUGCUCGUACUUUACGUGAUGGCUGCAAUAUUAGAGGUUAUAAUAUUCCCAAAGGUGUAAAUGCAGUCAUCAUACCAUAUGCCUUACACAGAGAUCCAGAACAUUUUCCAGAUCCUGAGGAAUUCAAGCCUGAGCGAUUCCUGUCUGAGAACAGUAGUGGACGCCACCCCUAUGCCUUUAUUCCAUUCUCAGCAGGGCUCAGAAAUUGCAUUGGUUUCUUCCUAUAGAUGGCGCCAUAGUACCAGUUUCAAUGU
Molecule: messenger RNA, 1614 nt
Organism: Protopterus annectens (West African lungfish)
Lineage: Eukaryota; Metazoa; Chordata; Ceratodontiformes; Protopteridae
Product: cytochrome P450 4V2
Exons: 11
Coding region: 193-1587 (464 amino acids)
Molecular function (GO): heme binding; iron ion binding; oxidoreductase activity, acting on paired donors, with incorporation or reduction of molecular oxygen
Source: RefSeq, a predicted model, not a curated record